AUGGCUGGUCCAGACGAAAUGUCAGAUGUCCAGCCUAAUGGCCUGAAAAGACCCUCACUGGAUGUCGACAGCCUUCAGCGGAAGAAGUUCAAGACGGAAGAACUACCGUUAACAGCGGCGCAACAUACAGCGAUUGACGAUCUGCUGCACGCAUUCAAGAAGAAAGGAGGAUUCGAUAAUGUUCGAAAGAAAGUCUGGGCUGAAUUUCACGACGGGGAAGCAAAAACUGAAUUCACAAAAAUAUUGAUUCAGCUGGCGGAAUCGGAGAUUGAUCGCGAACCGGAGCUCCUUUCUCGAGAAAGAGGAAAAGCUGCGACACUGAUAGAGGGCGCGGCCGACCGGAGUGAAGUCUACAAAAGCGCGGAGAAUCUUAUUGAUGCGCUGGCCUCGACACACUUGCAAUUUAUCCUAGACUCAGUCCGAGAGAUUCGCCGUCAGCAAGUUGGCGAAGAGCUCGCUACGAAAGAGGAACAGGCUGGAAAUAAGACAGAUGAGGAAUUUGCGGCAUACGUUAAGGCGAAACGAGAUAUACGUGAACGAGAAUGGCAGGAACAAAUGCGCAAGCAAAGAGAGCUUGAAGAAGAGGAGGCUCGCCGAAAAGCCGAGGAAGAUCGCAAGAGGCGCGAAAUUGAACGCCAGAAGGAGGAGGAGGAACGGGCAAGGAGGAAAGAGCGCGAGGAGCAGCGACGCGCGGAGCGCGAACGUUUACGCGAGGAAGAGAGGAGACUUGAGGAGCAGAGGGAGAAAGAACGCCAGGAGAGGUAUGAGCGCCGUCGUCGAGAGGAGCGGGAGAGAUACCGUGAUUGGGAGCGAGACAGGGAUCGUGAUCGCAGUCGCACCAGAGACAGGGACCGGGACCGUGAUCGCGAGCGCGAUCAUGGUCGCACACCGAAUCACAGACCCGAACGUGGCUACUCCCCUCGAUAUCGCGAUCGUGAUUCUAAGAGAGAGAAGUCCGCUACACCAAAGGAGCCAACUCCCGCUCCCCCACCACCAGCCGUGGCUGUGGAUGAUAAGUCCUUGGAAGAGGCUGCUCUCCAGAUGCUGCUUAAAGAAGGCGAGGAACUUGCAGCUAAGGCAAGACAAAAGCCUGAGUUUGAUUUCGAGGAGGCCGAGGCGAUUGAGAAUGGUCUUAAACCCCCACCGACCAAACCGAAGAGUACAGCUGAGUCGCGUUAUUCAAUUACGCCAUUGAAGUCAGGCAGCCCCGCUGUCGACGUGGAUCCAGCUCGAAAACGCGAAUCUACCGUUGAUCCUCGCGCGCGCAGGCGGGACGAGAGCAAAGAUCGCAGUCGCUCGCGGCGGAGAUUCACGCCCCGCUACGAUGAUGACCGUCGACGAGAGCGGUCUCGUGAUGCCUCUACUCGCACCCGUGAUCGCAAUCCAGAUGAGAGAUUUGCCUUGCGGGACUUUAGGCCCCAACGAUAUGUCAGCUACCGCCCCGGUCGACGGAGUAGAAGCAGGUCAACGGUUCGCGGCUAUGAUCGCGAUAGGGAGCGCGAUGGGGAUCGCAGCAGAUUUCAGGAUCGAGGCGGUGAACGGGAGAAGGAUCGACUACGGGCUCGCUCUCGGCCCGCUGAUGAAAGAGAUCGGGACCGCGAUCAUCGUCCUCGAGAUCCCAGUCGCGAUCGAGACAGAGAUCGAGACCGUGACCGAGAUCGUGACCGUGACCGUGACCGAGAUAGGGAUCGGGAUAGAGACCGGGAUAGAGAUCGGGAUAGGGACCGAGAUAGAGAAAGGGACCGGGACCGGGACCGUGAUCAACGCCGUCGCAGUUACUACUCUCGGUCUAGAUCACGCCCCAGACAUCGACGACGUUCGCGGUCUGUCUCUCGCAUUAGGGACCGACACCCAGAUCGAAACCCGAAUCAACCCCGAGACAAAGAGAGGGACCUUGAACGGGAGCGGGAGCGGGAGAGGGAGCCUGAGCCAAAGAAAGAAAAAGAACCAGAUCAAGCUCGGGAUCAGGAGCGGGAUCGCAAUGGCGAGCGGGGGAGAUCUAAAUCCCGCGCCCCCAAUUCUUCUCGAAAGCAAUCUCCCUCUCGCCGUUCACGGUCCCGACGGCAUUCUCCAAGUCUUCUGGACAUCGAUCGGUACGUGCCUGCGACUAGCAAUCGCAGUAGGUCUCCUCGGCGACGAGUGCGAUCGCCGGAGCGCCCUGAGCGCGAGGAGCGUCGCGGGUUUGUGGAGAUCGACCGCUACAUACCGGGUGGUGAGCGAGACCGUGAAAGAGCUCGAGAGGGUGAUCGAGCGAAGGAGAAGGAAAAGGCAAAUGAGAAACCCAAAGAACAAGACAAGCCUGCCGAGCAAUCACGUGGAUUGGACGGCUGA
Messenger RNA from Aspergillus clavatus NRRL 1, 2331 nucleotides. Its product is annotated as BOD1/SHG1 domain-containing protein. The transcript is spliced from 2 exons. Lineage: Eukaryota; Fungi; Ascomycota; Eurotiomycetes; Eurotiales; Aspergillaceae. The coding region runs from base 1 to 2331 and encodes 776 amino acids. The record is from RefSeq and is a predicted model, not a curated record.